Molecule: messenger RNA, 4910 nt
Organism: Sus scrofa (pig)
Lineage: Eukaryota; Metazoa; Chordata; Mammalia; Artiodactyla; Suidae
Source: RefSeq, a predicted model, not a curated record
AGUCUUGAAGAUUUAGUGUUUUGUCUCCACAUACAUGCAUUACACAGCCCCUCUUUUUCCACAUUUUCCUUUUGCUCGCUGUUCUCAUUCAGAUCCACGGGACCAGCAACAAUCAGCAUAAACAGGGGAUGAUUCUGCUGUUUAAAAUGGUCCCAAAGCAUAGUGCUGUGCUCCUACAUACAGGAAGGCUGUGAUGGAAAGGAGAAUGGUGGUUACCAGGAGCAAUGGCUCAGUGAUCCAUCAUUCAUUCAGUGUUGGCAGUGAUUUGAUAGAACACAACUGCUAUGAAUAAUGAGAAUCAACUGAGUCUAAUCAACUGUGCUCAAGCCCCAGAGAAGGAAGGUUCACCAGCCAUAGGAACCAUCACUGUGGUGUGACUGAUGGGGGCCUAGCCUUGGCUGCAUUCAUGAAGAAUGGACUGUGUCAUCAGAAUGAUGCAUAGAUCCUGCCAGAAGACGGCUGCCAGGUACUAUAGAUAUCCUGAGAGCAAUAAUUUGGUCCCAAGGGCUUCUCUACCACCAUUGCCCAGGACAUGUGCAAGAAUCUCUCACCAUUGUGACAUGGGCAAACCAAGAAUUUCAGAUGAGUUAACAACCAUGAGCAACCCUUGAUCAAGGAAGCAUAUGAACUGAAGGAUGAAUAUUCCUCUCUUCUAUCCCUUAGGUAAUGCUCAGGUUUUCUUGCAUGAAGUACCAAGUCUCUUCCUGUCCUCUUCCUUCCUCCAGGGGAGUCAGAUGCUUUGGAGAGAGAUAAACACUAUAUGUGAAGACUGGUGAAUGGGAACAUUGAUUUCUGAAGUGGCCUGGAGAGGACAAAUGCUUGGUGUUUUCCUAAGAUGCUGUUGAAGUAGUCUUUGCCACUGCUUUCCUUCACUUAGUCAAAGCUCUUCAUAACAUGGGCUGCAUGAAAUCAAAGCAAACUUUCCCAUUUUCCACCACAAUUGAGAGUGAGAAGAGGCCUGCAAGUCAAGAAAGCUUUAUGCCUGAAGAGAGAUUUCUACCCAGGAUACCUUCUCUAGUUAACAUCAAAGAGGAAGUGAAAGAACCCCCAGGGCCUGAAAUUGUGGUGUCCGAAUUUGCACACCGCCUGUCCCAGGAAAUCCUGACUGAUGCCUUGCAGCAGUGGGCAGGCAACAACAUCAAGUACUAUGACAUCCCGUAUAUUGAGAGUGAUGGGCCUUGAUGCUGCAUGGAGGAGGAUGACACUUCCUUGAAUUGUGGAUAAAGUUGGUGCUAGUUUAAAUACACAAAACAAUAGCAAAAACUGGUGUGAAUAAAUACAAAUAACUCCAUCUGGUAUUAAAAAAAAAAUCUAUGAUAGCAUCAAGAGUCUAAGAAUACCUAAAAUGAAAAGUGGUUUUAAACAGUUCUAUGUUCAUUUCUGUCUGCUUGAUCUUAGAUUUUAGUCAUUAAAGGGCUAAAUGUAAGUUCUGUGGCACCAAAGGACUCAGCUAUAUAUCACACCACUUUCUUCCAUAGGCAGUAAUGCCAUAACCAAAGAAAUAAGAAUUUUAAAGGUACCCCAGGUUUCCAAAUGGUUAUUUUAAAGACAUUCCUAUAAAAUAGCUAUUUGUCAACCUACAAAAACCCACAAGGCAUGAAAGGAUUUUCCUUGAAAUGCCAGGCAAGAGAAUGCCACUCAAGCCAUAAUGGUUAACAGAAGGUCUUGUUUGUCAAAAUCUUUUCAGUCAAGGAUCCCUACUUCAUAACACAAUGACCAAGCAUUAGAAAGCAAUCCAUGCAGAAAAGGUCUACCACGAACCCUGUCCUUAAUGAGAUAUUUACUUUUGUAGAUGAAAAUGAUAACUAUCAGCUUGAACCUCAGGACCCUAAUUAAUCACAACUGUUACUGGAUGACUCAGACUCUGCCUGUAAGCAUCUUAACAAGAUACAAUUUACGAAGUCAUGACAAUGUUUAUUGCACUGAAUUAGGUAGCCCAGUGAUAUUACUAUACAAGAAAACAAGCAUGGGUAGCUUUUAUAAACAGCAACCCAGUAAACUGUAAAAUAAUAGAAGCCCUAGUUGGCAGGUGGAAGGAAGAACCUGGUCUCAGGGCUGUAUUUGUGUUAAGCUUUACUGUCUCACAGAUGCAAGGGGCUGGCACAUGGGCAGUCACCAAAUUACUAUGGGACCAGAUUAUGCAUGAGAAUUUACAGUUGUCUUUAUAAAAGAUUAAUUACUCCUCCAAAGGUUAUACUCAUGUAUAUUUUUAAUGGUAACAACACCAAAGGGCAUUUAUAGCCAUACAUUAUACUAUUUUCAUAAAUUUAGCUACCUUUUUUGGAAGCUCCCCUUUUUUUAAAAAAUUAAGUACUAUUUAAGAUCAGUGAUGGGAGUUCCCAUCGUUGUGCAGUGGAAACGAGUCUGACUAGGAACCAUGAGGUUUUGGAUUCGAUCCCUGGGCCUUGCUCAGUGGCUUAAGGAUCUGGCAUUGCCGUGAGCUGUGAUGUAGGUUGCAGAUGCAGCUCGGAUCCUGCGUGGCUGUGGUGUAGGCCGGCAGCUGUGGUUCUGAUUCGACCCCUAGCCUGGGAACCUCCAUAUGCCACAGGAGCGGCCCUAAAAAGACAAAAGACCAAAAAAAAAAAAAAAAAAUCAUUGGUAACAUAAAAUCCAGAAGCGGGGAAGAAAAUAUUGAGAAGAUGUAACUUAAAAGAAAUUCAUCUUUUCAUCAAGAUUUGCUACACAGUGAGUUUAAUUGGAAAGGGAAUUAUUUACGCCCAUGGGCAUUAUUAAAUCCUUUUAUUAAGAUAAAUUACAAAAGACCCUUGUCAUUGAAAUCUAAAGAAAGGCAGAAAAAGGCUUGUGACCUCUAAUGACAUAACUGCAUAUUUGACCUUAUAAGCAGGUAGAACUACUACCUCUAAUUUUAGCAAUUGUACUCUGAAACCCACAAUCAAAUAGUGAAUUCUCCAAGGUAAAUGAGCAAAAAAAGUUCUUUGAAGUGAGUGAUGUGCUAUCUUUCACAGUUGCCUUUGGACAACUGGUCAUUUAACUUUUACUUCACCAAGUCCCAGGACAUGUAAUGUCCUGUUGUACCUAUAAUCUAGCAACUUUACAAAACAUAAAAAUCAUCACCCUUAUUUAUACAAGGAUCUGAAGUUGAAAGGCUAAGAAUAGAAAGUUUCCCAAAAGUGCAAAACAUAUUUUCAGCCCAUGAAGAAAAAUUUAGGUUUACAACUUGUUUUUAUACUAACGAGUCAGACAUGACAUCUAUGUUGCCAUUUUUCAUUCAUUUUAAAUCUUACAUUUAUAUCUAUUUUGGUUGCAAGGUCACUGCUGUUUAAGAGAUAUAAUUGUGCAUGGGAGAUAGUACAUAUUAUGAUGAGAACACAAAGCCAUAUGAAAGCAGCACAUGACACUAAAUUUUUCAGCAUACAUAGGGACAUGGACUAGUAGGUAUAGAUUAACCUCAGGUUCCUCCUUUGCCCUGGACCUCUAUUUCCUAGGGGUCUAAUAUAGGGAUGCCUGCCAGAUCCAUAGCUAGCUACAAGUCUAAUCUCUGCUGCCACCCUGAUACUAUGGCAGUAUGGCUUUGUUGCCAAGCACCACCCUCUCACCCCCAACUCAUUUUAACAAGAGUAUAAUAUCUUGUAACUUACAGAGACUUACUUGGAAAUACAUGCCAAAUUAUAUGUCAAACCAUGGACAAGGAACUAGAAAGGCUUGCAUAAUCAGUGAGUUAGCGGAUAAACCAAAUCAGAAAAGGAAAGGGAGUUGGAUAAACACAUGCACUGUGUAUGAUUAUUAUCAAGAUAUAGUUUAGCCUUGAUGACAAGAUCAAUGAAAACAUCUUUAAUAGGAUAACAACUUUUUUUUUGCAUACCUUCAUAUUUAAAUACUGGAUUUACUUCAUUCUGAAGGUCUUUCAUGAACAAGUAGAAAGGCUGUUGAAGCAGGAAAAAAUAGAAGACCGAAUAAUUAGCUACUGCAAAGAGAAACAUUUGUUCCAACUUAGCUCACAAAUACAGAAGAAGUCAGAACAGUAGCCAAAUUAUAAGGGAAAGGAAAGUGGGAAAAAGAAGGCGAGAGAAACAACACUCACACGUCAGGCUCCAAAAGCAAGCUUCCAGUGUUUUCAUCUGAAGUCAAGGACACAACUUGUUCCAUGUUUUACCACCACUCUGACACGUGCCCAACCACUGAAUCUUUUCCCUCAAGAACAUCCCAUAGAGGGGCAGAGGAGCUCCACCAGCGUGACAAAGAAACUGUAGAGGGCAACUGUGGAAGCAGCAGUUUACCAUUCUCAUUUACCAAACCCCCCAUAAUCCCACAGAUGUGCUUCACUACUCCUCCCUAGUUCAGCAUCUCGAGUGCUAUUUAUUACCUUUCAGUCACAGGCCUUUGAUGCAGGAGUUCUCCACUUUCCAUUGCCUUAUCCCUUCUUUGCAAACUACCUACGGUUAUUAGCACUUAAAGCACAAUUUUGAAGCGGAUUAAAAUGACCUUAGUCCCAAAGGAAUAAUUUGUGUCAAACUGCCUUAUGAGCAUUAAAAAGAGACAUGUUGAAUGAAAGAAAUAGCAAGACACUCAUAAGCCCUAACUCAGAUCCACUGGCAUUUUAUGAGAUGGGGGAACUAUACUUUUUGUAAUUAUAUAGUUUUAGAAAUCGAAAGAGACGGAUUACAAAUUACAUCAAGUAACAGUAAUAUGGAAACAAAGUUCUAACGGAUAAAUUGUGUGCUUAACCAUAAUGCCCUCAUCUUGUAUCUGUGUGACCAAACCAGACAGGUCUUCCUUGGAAAAGUGGGGACGAACUCAGAUGUACUCCCUACAUCUUUACUAAAGUCAAGGUUUGUUAGCAAAUUCUCUUCACUGUAAGGCUUACUUAUGAAAUGGUAUAUUUUUUCCCAAAUAUUUUUGUGACACCAUCUUUCCUAACUGUACAAUAAAAGUCUAGUUGCAGUCAACUA